AGAACACAAUAAAAAUCAUGUGAUAAGCGAUGGUGGCAAAAGGAAAAUAAGCACAGCAGAAUUGCGGAAACAUCACUCUUUGCUUUGGUUCACUUGCUCUUGUUUCUCAACUUCACCGGAUUUCACUGCUGAAAGUGGAGUAGACACUGGAGUUCUGCUGGCAUAUAUGGGUUUUGGGACAUUGAGUUUGUCAAGAAUGGUCCGAUUUGAGGCCUCAAGUUUCAAUGGUCUGCCCCCACCUCAGUCUCCCAAGUAUUUGCCUCAUCUCUCUCUCACAAAGCCAUCUUGGGUUGUGAGAACAGAGUCGAACGUUCGGAAGAAAAGAAGAAAAAAGCCUGAUCCACCUUGUGUAGUAUGUGAGGGGAGUGGAAGAGUUGAUUGCCACCAGUGUCAUGGAAAAGGAAGGAUAAACCAAGUUCAUUUGGAAAUGCUCCCAAAAGGUGAAUGGCCAAAAUGGUGUAGGACUUGUGGUGGAAGUGGUCUUAGUUACUGCUCCCGCUGCCUCGGGACUGGAGAAUAUAGGUAUAUUAUGGGCAACUGUAGUAAUCUGACAUUCCUGAUCAACACUGGAGUAAUAUCAUUUACAAUGCAAAUAAAUGAAGAGCGCGACAGACCUUGCCUUGCAGACUCAUUUUUACAGUGGAGUCAAUGGCAGUUGCUUGAUUCUCUUCUACCUACUGGUGGAUUUGCUCAUUCUUUUGGCCUUGAAGCAGCAGUUCAGUCCCACUUAGUUUCUAAUUCCAACGAACUUAAGACAUUUGUUGUCCAUGUAUUGGAGAAUACAGGAAGCUUAUUCCUUCCUUUUGUGUACUCAGCUUCCAUGUCACCCAAUUUGGAAACCUGGCAUAAUCUUGACAAAAUAUUGGAUGCCACCCUAACUAAUGAAGUGGGUCGAAAGGCAUCAAUCUCACAAGGAUCUGCAUUAAUGAGGGUGGCUUCAGCUGUGUUUUCUGAGAUUCCCUCUCUCAAAACCAUGAGAGAUGCUUCUCUGGGGUUAGGUACUGUAUCUUUUCACCAUGCUCCUAUAUUUGGACUUAUAUGUGGAGCACUAGGAAUUGAUAAUACUACUUCUCAGAGAGCUUACUUGUUCAUCACAAUGAGAGAUGUAAUUUCUGCUGCAACAAGGCUAAAUUUGAUAGGACCCCUCGGUGCAGCAUUGUUGCAGCAUCAGGUUGCUCCUAUUGCUGAAGUAAUAUUAGAAAAAUGGAUGAAUCGUGCAUUUGAGGAAGCAUGCCAAACUAUGCCUCUGCUAGAUACCGUGCAGGGCUGCCAUGGUUACUUGUUUUCAAGGCUGUUUUCAUCCUAGAAGCCACGACAUUGAUAUUACAUUUCAUACUUUGAAGUGCAUGAAAAGUUUGUAUGAAACAAAUAUUGUUGUGCUUUUGGGGUUUCCAUAUCUUUUGCAUUUUAUAUCACUGUUUUAGUACUUCGAAUGAUGCUCACUCUUUUUGC
Molecule: messenger RNA, 1452 nt
Organism: Gastrolobium bilobum
Lineage: Eukaryota; Viridiplantae; Streptophyta; Magnoliopsida; Fabales; Fabaceae
Product: urease accessory protein F
Exons: 3
Coding region: 167-1306 (379 amino acids)
Molecular function (GO): nickel cation binding
Source: RefSeq, a predicted model, not a curated record